UUCAUUGUUACGAUUGUGGAAAUCUUCGAAAACAGCGCACGAUUCACGAACUAAUAAUUUCAGCUGCUACACUAAAACAUUAUUAGAGCAUACAAUAAAAAAAAGUGACAUAGGGCGGCGUCUGAAGAUCUGAAGUCGAUAACGGUUCGUCAAUGCAUAAACAGUUAGUUUAUUUACGAGGUGAUGUGAAUCAACGGGAAUGAAUAAAAUGCGAAGUAAUAAGUACUAUAGCUGCGUAGAUGCAUCAAGGGUUAGUGUAGGCUACGCAUGGUGAAUUAUUGCUAUUUUUAUGUACUUCUGCAUACGCCGGGCGAUCGGCUGGAAAAUUACAAAAAUUGUCAUUAGUAUUGUUAAAUAUGAGUUCAGCAGCGUUAAGGGCGUACGCCCAAGAAUAUUUCAGCUCUAUUAAUUCAAUAGCUGAAAGAAUUCGGGCAGACGUCAAUACAGCCGUAACUGCGUAUGAAGAUUUGUGGCAUACGUUAAGUCCUGAAGACCAAAAUCAGGUUCUAGACGAUACCAUUAUACAUCCAGAGGCUGUACUGAAAUAUUCUCUCUGUCAACAAAAUGAAAUAGAAAUUGAAUGUUUUCCACGGCUACGUUUAGAAACGGGUUAUAAAUAUGUGACAGAUGACGACGGAGGAAAGGAACAAGCGGUGAAAUGGAGGGAUGAACACUCUGCACCAUUUACAUGGAUGACCCAGAGCCAACUGAAUCUCAGCAUUAUGGACUCCACUGAAAAAGACAGCAGGAAACCUCCAUUACAGUCUUCUGACACUUUAUUUACACCAUCAAAGAAACCUUUCACCACCUCUGACGGUUUUGUAGACCCACCAGAUGUAGUGUUGGGUGGUUCGUCAUCUCGAUUGGCAGCUAGUCUUAGUCCAAAAAUCAACUUAGCAACAAAAAAUCCUUGUGGAGAAGAUAGCUUACUAACAAAACUUAAAAACAAGACAGCAGUAUUAAAAAUACAGACAACUUUGAAAUCCACAAUGGGCAAACCAGAACCAGAGAGAGUUCCUUGUCAAUCUGAUAAUGACAAGCAAGCCCUUGUUCACACAAAGACAAUCCGCAGUACUUCAAACAAUUUGAAGAAUACAAAGAAUUUGGGUAAUAAACCACUGGUGUCUAAACCAAAGACUCCUCCUCCACCACCUCCCACAAAACAGAAACAUAUAUCAGAAACCAAGCUAGAGGAAGAUCCUGAAAGAAAAGCUUUAUUGCCAGGUGCUCCUACUAGUGGUCAGAACUCUAAAGAAACUAAGGAACAUUUGGUAGUGAAAUCUACUACUUCCAUUGAUUCAAUUGAUUUAGAUGAUUUCCGUAUUAAUCUGAAUAGCCCAUCAAAGGAUGUUCCAAAAACAGGUUUUGAUUUCCUAGACAACUGGUAGUUGUGCUUCAUUUUUUGCAUUUUUCUUUUGCAUGGGUCACCAAAGAUACAUCUACCGAACGAUAUUUAUGGUGUGUAAAACUUCAAAGUCUUAUGCUCUGUCUUACUUUUGUAUUCCUAUGGUUCAUAACUGUGAUUUAUUAAUUUUAGAGAUGUUCAACUCUAUAUCCUGCAUCGAGAACUUAAAGAACUGCAUAGUGUAUUUUUGCUGUCUUGAACAAGAUAUAUGUAGCUAUAGAGUAUGAAAAGAUUAAUGGAACUGUAGUGGUAUACAUUUUCUGAAUAUUUUUACAAUUUUUGUAAGUGGAUUUUAUAAUGAUUUUAGUGAAAUGUGAAAAAGUAUUACUUUUACCUGUUUUAUACCAGAAAUAGUGUUGAUGUACCUGAGUGUUAAAAAGGCUCAUAACCUGUAAGAAGUUUUAUUCUCGUCCAGUACUGGAUAAAUAUAAGCUUUCGAUUAUUUAUUUUCAUGUUGGAGUCGAAGUAUUUUUACAUUUCACAGAUUAACUGAAGCCUUUGAUAUUGCUUUUCCAAGUAGCAACCAAAAUGUUUUCUUUCAGCAUAACCUAUACCUUGGGCUACAUUACAGAUCAGUUUGUCACUACAACCUGCAUCCCAAAAAAUAUAGGCAUAAAAAAUAUUGUCAGUGCUCUGAUCUUUUCCUGUUUGCAUUUUUAUGAUGUCACGUAUUAUAACAUCACUUCGUCACAGGAUGAAGCUGACAUCCAGUAUUGGUAGAUUCAAUUGAAGGCAAUUCACAGAGUUGUGGUUUUCCAAUAAAAACUGAUCUGAUGUUUGGUAUGAAUAACAAUUUGAUCCCAGGGAUCACCAUGCUUAGCAGCAUGUUGAAACUGGGGAAACUCAUUCUCAGAUCCUGUUUGAAAUGAAUAUCAAAACUUCCUACUCCUGUGUUGAUUUUUGAAGGUAUUUUUUGUCAUUUUUAAAACAGUUGUGGAUAAAUAGUUUUGCCUCACUCCUUUUUGAAAAUUUACAGUUAUGAAAUGUAAAUCAUAAUUGGCAAUUAUUCUAUAGAGUCAUGCAUUUUAAGUUCCAGAAAAUCAGAUACAAGUUGCACUGAUUCAGUGUUACUUUUGUCGUCUCUCUCUCUCUCUCUCUCUCUCUCUCUCUCUCUCUCUCUCACUCCCUCUCUCACUCAGUUAUGUUACCCUUUGUUACAUUGUGUGUGACUACGUGUUUGACUAUUCAGCGGAUAUGCCUUUAACAAAUGUUACCUGUUUUUUUUCCCCCAAAAUAAGUUGACUAUGCUUGAAAAUUGGCAGUUCACUCCACUUUAAUAUUUAAAUUGUAGACUUGAUUUAACAGUGAUUGGUGUUAGUAUCUGUGUGGAAUGUUUACUUGGGUAAAGCAUUUUGUUUACAUUGCUAACAAUCGGAAACGAGUAACACUAAUCUGUAUUGUCUUCAUUCUUUCUUAGGCAAACUAUGAAGCAUCGUAUUCCAUGACAGCCAUUAGUAUAAUGAAUAUAUCUUUUAGUUAAAUGUAGCAAAUCAGAACUUAUACUGAAUUGUGUCAGGCUGUGGAUGUCUAUAAAUCAGUUGUAUGCUAUAUGCCAUAUGAGAGUGCACUGGUGUAAUGGUCACCGUUAAAGAAUACAAAUCUCCAACAGUUAAAUAUAUCUGUUACUGAACUUGGUCAUUUUUUGUAAAUUGAGAAUUUUUUUAAUGUCUCACAAACUCAAAUGGAAGAAACCUGACAGAUGUUAUAGAAUCAGAGAUACAAAUGAAAUGUGGCAAGUGUCUUUGUUUCACUUUGUGUGUCAUGUAUAUAUUAAGAUUAUUGGUCAAUGUGCAUAUUAACAUUCAGGAUACAUCAACUCUAUAAUUGUAUUUAGUAAAAAUUGUUUUAAAUUUUUGUUGUGUAUUUUUUUUUUUUUUUUACUUAUUUUGAGGGUAAAAAGUGAAUUUAAAUAGCCUAUGUAACUAUGUUAAUCAUUAUUGCAUUUACUGUUUACCUUGAAAGGAACGAGAAAAUGUAAUAUACAUGCAACUUUGUGCCUUCCUGAGUGCAGCUUUUUUUUGUCGAGUAUAUUUUCUAAGUAUUAACCAUUCUGCAAUGCUAGUCCUUUACUGCUGUUACUUAAUGUACCACAAUGUAAAUUUCAUUCUGGAGCCCAUAACUAUUGUUACUGGCUUCCUGUUUCACGUGACAAUGUACUUACCUUUGUAUCACAGAUUGAGGUGUCAGUUUAUUAAUGAAAUAACUACUCAGGUAAUUCCUUUCACAACUGCCAUAUUCAUAAACAUACCAUUUGUUGUUAUAGCACAAUUAUGAUGCUGUAUAUAGGUCAGCAUUCCAAAAUACUGUGUCUUCAAGGGCAUUAAUUGAGAAAAGAUCAGUAACAUCUGCUAGAAAUUCAAGUUAAAUAUUGCUAGUGACAUUUCCGAAAGGGUGGUUGGUUUAUUUAAUGAUCAGUUUUGUUUAUGGUGGCUUCUUUAAUAUAAAAAAUAAGGAAGAUAAUUAUCUUCUGAUACUCAUAAUUAUGGCUGUGGUGCAAGCACCAAUUUUCUUACCCAUGGCCUGAUGUGUGGUGUUGGUAAAUUGAAAAAAUGCUUGAUUUUAUUAUCAGUACGAGUAUGCUGACUGCAGUAUCAGAAUACAAACUGAACUGUAAAACUGCUAGCAUAACAAUGAGGUAUUUUCGUUGACUCAUCAAGUUUCUGAUGAAAGUAAAUCACUUAUCGAACAUGGCAGCUGUGAUUGUUACUACUGCAUCAAUUUAAAAAAAAAAAAUUCUGUGAACUAUGUAGGUCUCAUUUAAAUGAAACAUUAUAGUCAGUAAUUAGUAAUUAAUUUCCUGUGCACAUUUUCUCUCUCUCUCUCUCUCUCUCUCUCUCUCUCUCUCUCUGUGUGUGUGUGUGUGUGUGUGUGUGUGUGUGUGUGUGUGUGUGUGAGUGUGUGUGUGAGAGAGAGAGAGAGAGAGAGAGAGAGAGAGAGAGAGAGAGAGAGCAGGGCUCCAGCAAUGUCACCACUGAAAUACCAUGUGUCUUUUUAUUUCUGUAUCCUUUACAGUUUUUCAGUGCAAUUUGCAUUUGAUUUUUAUGUAUUUUCUGUAUUAUAAGCUGGCACUCUUCCAAGUAUUGUAGAAUAAUUUUGAAAAGCUAGUGUUAAGAUGUAGUGGUUAUGAAAUGUGUGAUUUCUCUGCCCAUGACACUUUUUUCCUUUAAUUAUUAAUUUACUAAGCAAGGAUAUAUUGCUCCUAGGAUGCAUCUAUGAAUUACUUUCUGUGAAGCUUAAUUUUCUCGUCAUUUGGCUGUAGCCGGUUUAUUGUACUGUAGCCAGUGGCUGUAAUUCCCAGAAGACACAUAGAUGUUAGAGAUUUGCUUUGCUGAUGUGGUAGAAUGUUGUAUAGACUUCAGUGCCCCUUGGCUUUGUACCAUAAGACAAGUUUUUUUUUGUGUGUAGAAAUGAAUCAUGAUUUAUGAAUGUUCCAGUAAAGUAUAAACCAAAUUGUGCCAGUGAUUACUAUGAUUUUUACUGGCAUAUAAGGAUGAUGUCUCGACCAUACACCAAUAAUGUCAUGUAAUUAUACAAAUGUUUGACAUUUGUCAAUUCUUGUAUUGUGUGUAAAAUUAUUUACCAAAAAAGCAAUAUCUCUGGUACCCACAGGGCUAGUUUGAGAAGAUUUUUCCACACAAGCAACACCACAUCUACCCCCCCUACCACCCACCCACACACACACACACACACACACACACACACACACACACACACACACACACACACACUUUUUUCACUUGUCAGUUUUUGCUGCUAUGAUACACACAGUAUGCAAAUUGUGCACGUGGGUUCCUCUCUCAGCUUUGUCCCCCAAGUGGCUGCUACUAAUUGGCAUAAGUGCAUUAUAGAAUUUUUAUAUUGUUGUGCCUCCGAUGCCCUCUCAGCUUGUCUCUCCGAAUGGCGGCUAGUGCAGUUUGGGUCCUAAAAAGCCCCAAGUACACACACUGUGGUGGCAAUAGAAUCUCAGGUUAUUGUUUAAAAUUUACAUAUUUCUGUAUAAAGUAGUAGUACUGGCUGUGUGUCAUAACAUUAUGCUUUUUCGCAUGCCAAAAUUGAAUAACUUGUAUUUGCCAAGGACUGUAUCUUUCACAUGGUGCUAUCAUUUACCUGUAAUAUUCAAUAUAGAGAACUUUAGGGACUCUUGCUGCAUAAUUAUCAUCAUCAUACAAUGGAAAGUCCAGGAUUGAAUAACAAUAUGGAAAGAACAUUUUCCUACUCACCACAUAGGGGAGGUGUAGAGUUGGACAGGCACAGUGAAAAGAAUGCUAGAAAAACAAAGCUUUCGGGCAAAGUGCUUCCUCAAAAGUAGAACUAUACAUGUUUACUUACCAACUUCUCAUGUAAAUGUGACUACUGUCUUUGGGUGGUACAGUGGUCAGGUGUUAGCACAUGGAUACAGUAGCUGUGUGUGCGUGUGUGUGUGUGUGUGUGUGUGUGUGUGUGUGUGUGUGUUCUGAUUAAGGACUUUGUCAAAAAGCUUUAUAUUUCUAGUAUUCCUUUUAUUGUGACUGCCUUAGAAUCAGUGCCUCCUCUAUGUGAUGAGUAGCAAUCCAUCAUUUACAUAUUGUUCAUAAUAAUAAUAAUCAUGAUCAUAUUUAUGAUUAUACAUAGACUUGUUAGUUGGAAUAACAACAUUAGUGACAGAAAAAGAUUAUAAAUAUUUUAUGAAUUUUAUUUUUAUGCUAACAUUUCUGCCUCUUAGCAGAUAUAUAUAUAUAUAAAACUAGACUAACUAGACACAUUAUUCGACAGAUAUGGGUUGCAACAUGUCUUGUGGUACAUUUAGUUCACCUUAUUACAUAGUGUCGUUGUUUUCCAUAAAACAGAUGUCUUAGUAAAAAACACAUUAAGAUAUAAAUAUGUUCAGAGAAGAUGCCAGUUCCUGUGUUGAUAACAGAAGUGCCAAUUCACUCCUUACAAUUUUUGUACACACACAAUGGAAAGGAUGAUGAAUAAUAAAAAUGAAUCAGUUAUGUACCUGUA
Schistocerca serialis cubense is the source of this 6388-nucleotide messenger RNA. RefSeq lists its product as uncharacterized. NCBI's taxonomy places the organism in Eukaryota, Metazoa, Arthropoda, Insecta, Orthoptera, Acrididae. The coding region runs from base 357 to 1388 and encodes 343 amino acids. The record is from RefSeq and is a predicted model, not a curated record. The transcript is spliced from 2 exons.